AUGGCCGACAAGCAGACUGUUCAACAAAUCCUUGAUACUAUCCCGCUCCGAUAUCGCGGACCUGGUGGUGUAGCCGCGGUUCUCAAGGAUGGCGAACUGAUCGGGCAGCGCGUCUGGGGUUAUGCCGAUGUUGACCAGCGCAUCCCUCUGACGCCUCAAAUUCGAAUGCCGAUUUGUUCCAUCACGAAGCAAUUUGUCUGCGCUCUUUUGAUUGACCUUCAGCGCAACCCGACAUCUGCAAUGCUUGCCAAGGGAGACAUCAAGGCCCAGUUUACGGAGAAGUUUCGGGAAUUGGUUCUGCCGGAGUUGACACAAGAUACAGGGUUGACUCUGGACAACUUGUGCGAUAUGCAGUCUGGUCUACGUGACUACUGGGCAAUGACUACACUUUGGGGCACCAAGCCAGAGGAUGAGUUCCUGGUAGAACGGGACUGUCCGCCAAUGGUGGAUCGUACCAAGUCGUUUCAUUUUAAGCCCGGCACCGAGUUCUCUUAUUGCAAUGUCAACUUUUAUUUCGUCGCCCGAGUCAUUGAGCGUGUGACUGGGGAGUCUCUUGGGAAGCUGCUUGCAGAGCGGAUCCUUGGACCAGCUGGGAUGAAGACUGCGUUCCUCUGUCCGGACAAUGCCAAACUUCCACCUCCGUGUCUCGGCUACGAAGGAACAGAAGACACGGGAUUCGUGCCAGCUUUGAAUCGGAUGGAGUGGUCUGGUGAUGCUGGACUAACUGCAUCACUCAUUGAUAUGAUCGCUUGGGAGAAGCAUCUACAUGGCCUGUUCGCCGACUCGGGAAGUUGGUACCAUAAAGUCGCACAAGGAACCACCUAUCAUGAUGGCACUCCUGCUGAUUAUCACUAUGGAAUGAGUCGUAUCAGCCUUGACGGCGUCGUUACCUUGGGUCAUGGUGGUGCGCUGCGUGGCUACCGAAUUCACCGCCGUCAUGCGUUGCACGAGCGUCUAUCUGUUGUAGUUAUGUUUAACCACGACGCAGCAGCCGACGCCGCCGUCGAAGACAUCAUGCGUGCCAUCUUCAAUAAGCCCAAACCCGUGUACGCCCCCUUGGAGCCAAGCCCCGCUUGGAUUGGCAGCUUCCUUGACCAGGAAACUCAGUUGUCUAUCACCGUGACCAAGGGGUCGAUCACAGGAGAGCUCGUUAUUGCCUACGAGGGUAGCCCAGAAACCAUCAAAUUGACCGACGCCAUUCAUGGUAAGAAUCCCAGCAUAUCUGCCAGUAUAGAUGGAGAUAUUUUGCACAUGCAUCGCAUCUCGGAGAACAGAAAGCUCGUCGCUCGACGACUUGUUCCGAACGAUACUAGCUUCAAAGACAACUUGAUCCCCGGUGAUUAUGAGUGCGAGGAGGUCAAAUCCGUGUUCCACUGUGUGGGCGAAGCAGGAAUGUUAUACGGAUCAUUUGAUGGAUAUCUUGGCCAGGGAACCGCAACUGCCAUGAAAUACCUUGGUGAUGAUGUGUGGGCGCUUCGCAACCCCCGAGGAUUGGAUGCUCCGGCCCCAGGUGACUGGACGGUAGUUUUCCACCGUGAUGAAAGUGGUGCUAUCAUCGGAUUCAAGAUUGGGUGUUGGCUAGCCAGAGGUAUUGACUUUAUCAAAGUAUAA
Molecule: messenger RNA, 1611 nt
Organism: Penicillium pulvis
Lineage: Eukaryota; Fungi; Ascomycota; Eurotiomycetes; Eurotiales; Aspergillaceae
Product: beta-lactamase/transpeptidase-like protein
Exons: 1
Coding region: 1-1611 (536 amino acids)
Molecular function (GO): aminopeptidase activity
Source: RefSeq, a predicted model, not a curated record